This is a messenger RNA of Schistosoma curassoni, 4877 nucleotides long. The record is from the annotation of a GenBank genome assembly. NCBI's taxonomy places the organism in Eukaryota, Metazoa, Platyhelminthes, Trematoda, Strigeidida, Schistosomatidae.
UGUUCUGCCAUAAGGUACUGUUCUUUCUCUUCUUUUCCUUUCUCAUUUUUUCUUCACUAUUCUUCAUAUACAACAGGCACUUAUUAAGUAUGCAAAAUGGUCUCACUGUGUGUAUACCAGUUUCUUCUUCAAAAUCCUUUGGUAUGAAUCGGUUCUUGUUGCUCGUUGAACGAUAGUCUGAAAACAAUGUCACAGGUCAUUUAACUUAGUGAAAGUUUUUCCUCUGAUCUCUCGUGUUCUCUAGUUUUAAUAAUACAGCAGAAAAUUGUCCGUCUGGCUUAUUGUGUAAAGAGGCUACAUGCUUUCUAUAUUACUUAAUAUUUACUUUUACGAUAUGUAAAUUCUUGUAUGUUUCCUAUUAUAAUUCAUUGUCUCCCACUAUUUCUUGGGCUUUUAAGAAAAUAUUCUGCUUUGUUGCAUUGAGUGCUGAAGACAGUGAAUCCUUUAAUAUUAUUGCUAAUAUGGUUGUGGAUAGAAAUCUGAAGUCUUGGAAACGACUGCCAAGUAUUAUUCCAUCAGAUGCUAACCACACACUCCAUUUACAUCUUCAUCCUUGUAUAUUUUUUGAUAGGAAGAGACGCAGAUACAUUAGGAUCCACUCAUGCAGACAAAGUGCAAAAGCUUUAAAAGACCGUACCUAACACAUACUAUACGACGAACAGGUCUGGCGCUUUAACCGGGUUGGUGGAUAUGGAGGGUUCACCUGGGGCAUUUGGAAAACCCUAAUUUCAAACCAAUAGUGCAUAUGGGCUCCAGGAUCCUGAGGGAACAAAUGGCGUAUAAACCUAUUGUUGUUCACCGGCUACUAUGGGACUGUAUCUCCUAACAUUAAUCCACUGCCUUGUGGAUUAAACAUCUAGGUCAAAGGCUCGGGAAGUGGCCCCCUAAGAAAACUACCUGCUUCGGUCUGGGCACCCGGACAGUAUCCAAGCCUUCACACAAAUCGAAUGAUGAAGUGUGGCACAUAUAUAUUCGAUUCCUCCUUGUACCAAUAUUUACGUGUUUAAAUAAAAAAAUAAGAACAGGUUGUAAGAGUUAACCUGAUGAAAAGCUUAUAUUCAUGAACAUUGCUAACCCACGGUUGAAUAGGUUCUUAUUUUAUUAGAAAUAUUUCACUUAAUUCUAAAUUUCUUAUCUCGCGUGUAUAUGUAUGUACUUACUUAUUUUUUUCGUGAAGAAAUUUGUUGAAAUAUCGUGUGAUGAGAAUUUUAUAUAGUACUAAACAGAUACUAUUGAAUAAGACCAUGGUUAUCAUUAUUAUUAUUAAUGACUGAGGUGGAUUCUGGCAAAUAAUGACUCAAGAUUUUGUUAAAUGACUUGAAGUAGUAAUGAUCGGGGAUUCGAUACUCGUGAUAAAAUGAAGAUUGAAAAUGAAAAUUUACUAAGCCUUUCUUGCACGUUUGUGUAUUGUUUUCUUUCUUAUCAUUACGUGCAUUAUUAUUUGUUAGCCUUAUACUGCUCCUAUGUUGUUUUGUGAAAUACAUUCUUCAAUGUCAUGGUUUUAUCUCGAAUAACAACAAAAUAGCACAUUAAUUUUCUUUGAUGAAUUUAAAUCCCUUAAAAUGUGUUAUGUAAUUAUUGAGUUGAGUUUUCGUGUUUUGAAAUUUCAGCUUCUUGAUACAAGGAACCUAAAGAUUCAUUCAGUGCACGUAAAUUCGGAACCAGUGAAAUGGCAUUUAAAACCUAUUACUGUCCAAGCUUUUGGGUCUUGUUUAGAAAUAAUACCAAAUACAGCCUCAAAUAGGUAAAAAUAAAUUCGAAGUGGAUCUAGAAGUGGUAGUUUGUAGCUUAUUUUCUUGUCUGUUAUAAAUUUUUCGUUAGUUGAUAUUUUGGCAUAGAAUUCGCGCCAGAAAAGAAAUUAACUAAACUGCCAUUUAUAGAUGCACCAAUAAUUAAAUUCAGUAAGAGAAACCUAGUGCUUCAAGUGUUUGGGAACCCGCUUGUCCGUAGUUUCAAUUGCAACGAACCCGUAACUCUUGAACCUAGUUGUAUGCAAACCAACCGUAUCCGAAAUAGCGAAGCCAUAUUGCCAGCCCAUCUACCGUACAAAGAAGCAAAGAAAAAUUACUAAACGGCCUUUCUUUUAAAAAAUGGAUACUCACGCAAUUUCACUGAAAUACCCAUCAAACUCAUCACAAGUACAAAACCAACCGUGGUGACCAAAAUACUGGUUAUUCCACCAUAACCGAAAAACAUAAGAGAUUAAAAUGGGACUAUUGUUGUUUGUGGAAAUAAGUGUGACUUACCAGCUAGGAAAAUUUACCUUCUGUACCAUUCAUAAAGCUGGUAGCUUAGUGUAAAAGCUUAUACGUAAUCUGUACGAUGUCAAAAUCGACUACGAAACUUCUCCAGAUUCUUCUGCUCUCCAGUGGCUAGGACCACAGCUUACUGCUGAUCGACGUCAACCGUUCAUGUUCAGUCAGUGUCAAGCUAUUCAUGCUCGUAGUCUUCUACCUUGUCAGGAUACUCCAACUUCAAAGUUUCCUUUCGAAGCUAAGGUAACUGCUCCAAAGGAAACCGUUGUCAUCAUGGGUGCCAAACGAAUUGCAGAGCCGUUUUUGACCGACGAUAACCACCUUACUUACCACUUCAAACAGAGUGUUCCGAUCCCCAGCUAUCUGAUCGCUAUUGCUUGUGGGGAUCUAGCUAGCAGAAAAAUUGGUCCACGUUCGUCUGUAUGGGCUGAACCCAGUAUAGUUGAUGAAGCAGCUUAUGAAUUCAGUGAAACAGAACAAAUGAUUUUAGCAGCUGAAAACAUCUGUGGACCUUAUGUGUGGGAUAUAUAUGAUAUCUUGGUGCUACCACCAACAUUCCCCUAUGGUGGAAUGGAAAAUCCAUGUUUAACAUUUGUUUCACCAACUUUAUUGGCUGGUGAUCGAUCGUUAGCUAACGUAAUCGCUCAUGAGAUCGCUCAUUCAUGGACUGGUAAUUUAGUAACAAAUUCAAAUUGGGAGGAUUUUUGGUUAAACGAAGGACAUACUGUGUAUUUGGAACGCUUAAUUGAAGAACGUAUUCAUGGGUCGCAUAUGAGGCACCUUCAUUUAAGUUUAGGCUACAAGGAACUGUUGGAAGAAAUCAAAAAACUUGGCCCAUCGGAUCAAAUGACAAAGCUGAUUGUGGACUUGGAAGGUAUUGAUCCAGACGAAGCUUAUAGUCGAAUUCCAUAUGAAAAAGGAUCUCUUUUACUCUACUACUUAGAGACUUUAUACGGAAAAGAAUCUAUGCUUAAUUGGUUAAAAGCCUAUGUGAAACAGUUUUCUGGGAAAUCACUUAAUUCAAAUACUUGGUUGGAAUUUUUAACAAGUCAACUAGGUUCCGAUGUACUUAACCCGAAACAUCAGUUGGAUGCUUGGAUGCAUAGUCCAGGUUUACCCCCAUGGAUACCAAAGUUCGAUGCUGACGAGUUACUUUCAGAAUGUGACAGUAUGCAAAAAUUACUUACUUCAUCUGAUCUUUGUUCAAAUGUUACUGAAAUACAAAGUUUGACUCAACUGUGGAAUAAGAUGUCACAUGUACAACGUGAAUUAACUUUACGCCACGUUGUCGACUCUGAACCACUAAAUGUUAAUAACUUAUGCAAAAUUGAUGAAUUAUUACAGUUAUCUAAACAGAAAAAUGCUGAGAUACGAGUACAGUGGUGUCUAAUCUGUAUUGUUUCCCGUCAUUUACCUGCGUUGGGUCACAUUUUUGAAUUUUUAAACAGUCAGGGUCGUAUGAAGUAUACUCGCACCAUAUAUCGCGCUUUAAACGAAUGGCCAGAAGCUAAAGAGCGAACAAUAAACAAUUUCUAUGAACAACGUCCAUUUAUGCAUCAAACAACUGCAAUGCUGGUUGAAAGGGAUUUAAAUCUUCAUGAAAAUGGGAAACCUAUAUCUACUGCUUAAAUUCAGAUAAAUUUACAGAUAACAUGUAUAAACUUUGAUGUGCAUUAUAAUUGGUACUGUUGUUGUGUACCAAUUCAAUAUAUCAUUUCUAUGUUAUGGUAAUAAAUUAUUUCGUUUGGGUUUAUUUUUCAUAAAAUAUAAAAUUCUGUUUUUCCAUCCGAAUUAAGUAAUAAGUACAUAAAAUAAAUUUGUUGUUCUUGUUUUGUUUUUCAAGUCGAUAAAAUCAUUUUCAGUUUGUAAGGUACAAGAAGCUGGGUGGCUUGUACAAAUUUAAUAGUCACUAGGCUGAGUGCCUGUCUGUCCACGCGCAAUGAACAGUCACGUGGUGCUUUCACUACCACAUGUCAAAAAAGAAAAUUAUAUUUCAGUAUGGAGAUUUCUGAUCACAAUUAUAUUUGUUUAAGAGAGGUUGUAAGUACGUUAGUCAAAUUAUGACUACUAUUGACUAAUUGGCCCUGAGUUUGGCCAAGAGGGGGGAGAAUCGGUUGAAGAUAUUUCUUUUGUACACAGCUUCAGUUUCGUAAUCUGAAUGGCUACUGUUCCCGUCAUUUGAAAAACAGUCUGACAGGCUUUGGCAAAAAAUGUCUGACCCAAUAAGUAAUUGAAAAAGAUUGGCUUGUGCUGACACUAUAGCCAAUUUGGUCUAAAUGGGACAUUAUCGAACCACUCACCUUCUUCACUAGACCUUUGUUUAGCCAUACUGGGAAGUGUUCGCGGGCACGAAAAUGUAAAUUCCUAGAACUCCAACCAAUAUAACUUGCUCUAUAAGAGCAGUGGAAUUGAUAAAUACAAAAAUGAAGUCAUUCUAGGUAACUCGUCUUUUUAGCCUCGGUAUCACCAUUGGGUGUGUAUAAAACACUGGUCCUAUUUCUCCGACGGUGAAUGACUGUUAAGUUGUUCUGCGUAAUCUGUGGACUAAUGUUUCGCUAGCUGCAUCACCUCUGAAUUUUAGGUCCAUGAAAAGGGAUUUCUUAUUCGCUGUUUGUAUCUCGC